AUAUGUUGUGUUAGACAAAACCGCGUGAAGAGCCUUUCUUCCUCGGGUCUCCAUACGAACGAACAAUUAAAUUCCUUUGAAACCCCAUUGUGUAAAUAUCAAAUCGCACCGCCAGAUCUCACUCUCCACAUCCAUGGCUUCUCCACCGACACUUCCGAUCUCCGGCCCUCAAUCCUCUACCGGAGCUCCAUCUCAACCACCGAUCGCCACUCCCGCCUUCCGGGCAUUUCUCUCUCGUUUAACCUCCUCCGUCCGCCAAGGUUUCUCCCACCGCCGCCCAUGGUCCGAGCUCGUCGACCGGAGUUCUAUGGCUCGUCCGGACAAUCUCUCCGAAGCCUAUUCCCGGAUCCGCAAGAACUUCUCCUACUUUCGUGUCAAUUACAUCACUCUCUUUACCCUUGUUCUUGGUUUUUCUCUUCUCUCCCACCCGUUUUCUCUCUUGACUCUUCUUUCACUCCUCGCGGCUUGGUGUUUUCUCUACAUUUUCCGUCCUUCCGAUCAGCCGUUGGUUAUUCGGGGCCGUACUUUUUCUGAUUUCGAAACGUUGGUUGGGUUGGGGGUUCUUACUGUCAUUGUGGUGUUCCUCACCAGUGUCGGAUCGCUCCUGAUUUCGGCGUCGAUGAUUGGAUUUGCCAUUGUGUGCAUUCAUGGUGCGUUUAGGGUUCCAGAGGAUCUCUUCCUCGACGAUCAAGAGCCUGUAAAUGGAGGAUUUCUGUCAUUUCUUGGUGGCGCCGCCUCCGCUGCUUCAGCCGCAGGUCCUGCAAUUGCAGCGCGUGUAUAGCCCAGAUCAUGAUCGGCGCCUGAUGAACGAACUGAUGGCAGUUUGAUUAUGGGUUAGGCUUACCUGUUGUACUCUUUCUGCAGUUUGAAUUCUUGUGAUCUAUAAGAACUGGAUUAGGGUUUGUUCUCUCAUAAUGUGCUGAAAAUUUAUAUGUCAAAUUUUUGUUUAGUUGCGCUAUAUACAACAAUUUUAUGAAUUGGAGUCUGUAUUACUUAGGGCGAUUAUUACGCAAUUCUUUUUCUAUAGCCUCUUAUUUCUUUAGAUAACGCUUGAACCCUCAUUGUCAUGUACUUUGCUACUAUGUUCAUUUUUAAUUGCAGAUCUUGUUUACUUCUAAUGGAAUUUGAAGUAUGUCAA
Molecule: messenger RNA, 1138 nt
Organism: Cucumis sativus (cucumber)
Lineage: Eukaryota; Viridiplantae; Streptophyta; Magnoliopsida; Cucurbitales; Cucurbitaceae
Product: PRA1 family protein B1
Exons: 1
Coding region: 134-781 (215 amino acids)
Biological process (GO): vesicle-mediated transport
Cellular component (GO): endoplasmic reticulum; Golgi apparatus
Source: RefSeq, a predicted model, not a curated record